GGGGAUGCCCCGCGGGUGAGGCAGCCCCCAGCUUCCAGCCGCGUUCAUGGCGGUGGCCAGGAAGAUCAAAACUUUGCUGACGGUCAACAUCCUGGUGUUCGUGGGCAUCAUCCUCUUCUCCGUGUACUGCCGCCUGCAGGACCGCUCCGAGGAACUGGUGCAGAUUGUGCGCAGCGCUGACCGCCGGGUACGCAGCCGGCACGCCAAGGUGGGCGCGCUGGUGGACCGCGAGGCCAUCCUGCAGCGGCUUGACCACCUGGAGGAGGUGGUCUACAACCAGCUCAAUGGCCUGGCCAAGCCCAUUGGUCUGGUGGAGGGCCCGGGGGGCCUGGGCCAGGGCGGCGUGGCCGCCACACUGCGGGACGACAGCCAGGAGACAGAGGGCAAGUUCGAGGAGUACGGCUACAAUGCGCAGCUCAGCGACCGCAUCUCCCUGGACAGGAGCAUCCCCGACUACAGGCCCAAAAAGUGCAGACAGAUGAGCUACUCCCAAGACCUGCCGCAGGUCUCCGUGGUCUUCAUCUUUGUGAACGAAGCCCUGUCAGUCAUCCUGCGCUCCGUCCACAGCGUGGUCAACCACACGCCCUCCCAGCUGCUCAAGGAGGUCAUCCUGGUGGACGACAACAGCGAUAAUGUGGAGCUCAAGUUUAACCUAGACCAGUACGUCAACAAGCGGUACCCAGGCCUGGUGAAGAUCGUGCGCAACAGUCGGCGGGAGGGCCUGAUCCGGGCGCGGCUGCAGGGCUGGAAGGCCGCCACGGCCCCUGUCGUCGGCUUCUUCGACGCCCACGUCGAGUUCAACACAGGCUGGGCUGAGCCCGCCCUCACACGGAUCCGGGAGGACCGCCGGCGCAUCAUCCUGCCAGCCAUCGACAACAUCAAGUACAGCACGUUCGAGGUGCAGCAGUAUGCCAACGCGGCCCACGGCUACAACUGGGGCCUCUGGUGCAUGUACAUCAUCCCGCCCCAGGACUGGCUGGACCGUGGCGAUGAGUCGGCGCCCAUCAGGUGCCACGCGGCUGUUUCCUCAGAGACCCGGGAGCUGGGCGGCGUGGCCGCAGUGAGCUCCGGGGGCACAU
Galeopterus variegatus (Sunda flying lemur) is the source of this 1079-nucleotide messenger RNA. Its product is annotated as polypeptide N-acetylgalactosaminyltransferase 9-like. The annotation marks the transcript as partial. The record is from RefSeq and is a predicted model, not a curated record. The transcript is spliced from 6 exons. NCBI's taxonomy places the organism in Eukaryota, Metazoa, Chordata, Mammalia, Dermoptera, Cynocephalidae. Gene Ontology annotation, cellular component: Golgi apparatus.